AUGCCUUACAUCACAAUGGUCGCUUACCCCGACACCCCGACAGCCACCUUCGACGAAGAGUACUACGUUCACAAACAUCUGCCAAUGGUCUUCCAGCAAUGGGAAAUGUACGGCUUAUUGGACUGGAAGGUCAUCAAGUUCGACAAGAAUCCUGGUGAUUCAAGACCAUACAUUGCUGCAUCCUACAUGACCUGGAACUCGGCCGAAAGUUUCAAAACAGCAACGGCGACUGACAGCAUGGUGUUAAUGAUUGAGGAUCUUAAAAAUUUCAGUAAUAUAGAGCCGGUGUUCUUGAAUGGGUCAAUUAUUGGGUCUAGAUAA
This is a messenger RNA of Exophiala aquamarina CBS 119918, 321 nucleotides long. RefSeq lists its product as uncharacterized. Gene Ontology annotation, molecular function: oxidoreductase activity. The record is from RefSeq and is a predicted model, not a curated record. Lineage: Eukaryota; Fungi; Ascomycota; Eurotiomycetes; Chaetothyriales; Herpotrichiellaceae. Bases 1 to 321 code for a protein of 106 amino acids. The transcript has a single exon.